Molecule: messenger RNA, 2118 nt
Organism: Thlaspi arvense
Lineage: Eukaryota; Viridiplantae; Streptophyta; Magnoliopsida; Brassicales; Brassicaceae
Source: the annotation of a GenBank genome assembly
GAAAUAAGCUUCUUCGUCUUUUCGCAACUACGAAAAAAAAAAUGGGGAGGGGAAGGUGAAAAACCUUCUUCAUAUCCCUUCCCUUCUUCUUCUUCUUCUUCUUCUUCUUCAACAAUCCGCCAGAGCCACAGAGAGAGAUAUAUAGAGGAGAUGAAGCAGUGUAAUAACGGAAUUGAUGGUUUACGAAGCGGUCUUUCUCCUUCCACCAUCGAUUCUCCUUCCUUCUCUCUCACUGCUUCCAAAUCUGAGCACGAAUAUUCUAUCUGGUGUGAUUAUAAUCUAGACCUAUCCUUCUUGUCCUCCGAUGACCAGAGAAGUGGCCUCGAUGAUGAUGAUUCUCUAUCUAAUCUCUCUCGCGAUGUAGAUGCCACCAAAGGUGAGAACAAAAUUUGUAUUGUGUUCUCUUCUCUCUUUGAUGUUAAAGGACAGCUUUUAGAGGAAAAGAUUGUUUUGCUAAACCCUAAUCAACUUCUCUCGAAAUCGCCCUCCAAUGUUACUGGUGAUGAUAAGAUGGAACCGUCCUGUGCCAACACAAUUCUCAUCUCUGAGAAAUCUUCUGCAGGCUCUCUCCAAGAUGACUCUGAGGAGGAUUCUCCUUGCUGGAUAGGAAUACAAUCUCGCAAGACUCUACUAGCCUCAGGUGCCAAAUCCGUGGCUUCAAGGCGUUCUACUGAUGAUCUUAGUGGGUUUCAUAGAUUGAAUCCUUUGGCACCUCAGUUUAUACCAUCCAAUUCUAAGAAGAACGUUGACACGGAUGUGGGGAAAUUUGAAGAGAAGAGUUCUUCGUCGUUGAAGAAGUCUCUGUCUUCGAAUUUUCCAUCGUCCUCUGGAGAGUUCGACUUAACCGAUCUUCCUGUUGAUGGAAGUAACGAUGCAGCAAGAAGUAUAAGCAUCUUGAACCACAAUGCAGAUGAAAGUUUGGGUUUUGUAUCUCAAGAUAGCGUUUCCAAGACCGUGAGCAUCUCGGAUUCUAGAAAUGAAACCCAACUAUCUAAAAGGUUGGAUCCUUUGGCCCCUCUUUUUGUUCCCUCUGGUGCGAAACUAAGUCCUUCUGUUCAUGAGAAGCAAGGAGCUUUUGAGGCAACUUCUGCCCUAACUUCGCUUAAUAUGGUCAAGGUAGUGGCCUCUUCUGGAGAGCUUGACAACAGUUUCAAGAGUUCGUAUGGUGCUCAUGAAUCAGGUUCGACAUCUUCAUACACUGCAAAGCUUGGAACCUCCAACGACAAGUCUCAUGGUCAGCGGAAAUUGAAUCCUUUGGCCCGUCAGUUCUCUCUUGCAGAUACUAAACGGAAAGCAUAUCGCUAUGAUAAUUACCAGUCUGCAGAUGAUUCGUCGCUAGUGGUGAAUUCUCCAACUGGUUAUUGGGAUCAUAAUGCAGUAGAUGCAGAUUUAUCGCAAUCCUCAGUAUAUGUGAAACGUCUCCUUCCCAACAUAUCUCCAAAGGCUGACAGUAACGUUGGGUCUACUAAGUGGUUUGCGGUGGAGCCUAACACUACGCUUUCAGUACAGGGUAACAAAGAUUUUAAGCAUCCUCUUCCAUUUCAUGUCGUGGAAACUGCGGCGAGCUCAUCUUCAAGCGGUGUGAAAGCUUUUUCUGGGUCAUCACCAAAAAUGGAUGUGAAGAAGCUACUUACAACAAUGCAUGGACUGUCGGAGUUACUAACGCAUGCACACGGUUCAGAGUCUUCAGAUUCACCUGAUGCGGAUGAGGUUGAUCUCAUUAACAGUACUGUACAGAAUCUCAACUUGUACGUCAGAAACAGCACUCAGGAACAGGCUGAGUAUAAAAGCAUCGGACGACACAAUUCAUAUGAUAUACAGCUUUUACCUAACAAGAGUAAGCUAUCGAUUAGAGACCUUCAGCUUCCAAGGACAAACAAUAUGACUGUCGACCUUGAUGUUAAAAGGAAGGAGAAAUACUCUGUGGACUCCGGGGAGAUGGUCCCAGAUUCUCGUUUGUAUUAUGGUGUGACCAAAGAUAACGGCUUUGGUCAGGUUGUGGCUAAAAGUGCUUACCAACAACAGAAUCAUCAAGGCGAGGAGCAGAUUAACCAGCAUGCACUGUUCUAUAAAAGCCUAUGGCUGAAGGCUGAAGCAGACAGGUUGGCAUAUGUAUAA